Molecule: messenger RNA, 1511 nt
Organism: Ostrea edulis (European flat oyster)
Lineage: Eukaryota; Metazoa; Mollusca; Bivalvia; Ostreida; Ostreidae
Exons: 5
Coding region: 70-903 (277 amino acids)
Source: RefSeq, a predicted model, not a curated record
UAUCAAGUGGGGACGCACUUCACGUAUUUACAUUAGACAAAAUACUACAUGUACCUUUAGAAAACAAUAAUGGAUUCACUUGGAGCUCUAAAUAGAAGAUAUUUCUGUCAAACAGAUGGUAAACGAUGGAUAUUUAUAUUCGUACUUGGUUUCGUUUUUGUAUUGGGAUUAGCGAUUUUGAUUUCCUCUAUCACGUAUCUUCACAAUUACAAUAAGGACGAAAACGUUCCGGAAUCUUCUGUUUCUUCACAACAAGCAUUAAAAAAUUCAGCACCAAAAGCCGUGGAAACAAAGGGGGCGUUUCAGAAGCCAUCAGUAGGAGACCGCUGUUCCUCUAACAUCAAUUGUCCAGAUAACGCUGUUUGUGACAGAGGGACGUGUGUGUGUAGUGGAACGUAUCUAGCCAGCGGAAAAGUUUGUCACAAUGUUACAAACUUGGCACUCGGAAAGGCAGUUUUCGGAAGUUCUAAUCAAAAAGGAACGUAUACUAACAAAGGAUGGCAAAAUGUGGUCGAUGGACGAACACGUGUCACCGAUUUUAAUCUAUUAUUUCAUACCAGUUAUGAACUUUACCCGUGGUUGACUGUUACACUGGGCAGACUAAGUAUCGUAAAGAGCAUCACAAUCUAUAACAGGAUCGAUGGAUACGGUAGAUGGCUGCAUGACGUUGAAACCAGGGUUGGGAACUCGACUGACUGGGCUCAGAUGUCCACUUGUGGAACGUUCGUGGGACCUAGUGUGACGGGAGGAGUUCAUGUCACGGAGUGUGGGAAACUCUUGUACGGAAUGUUCGUCACCGUGAAAAUUGUCAAACCGAACUACAUUACAGACGACCGCAACGCGAGGGGUGGAAAAAAUUGUCUGGUGUUGGAGGAAGUUGUCAUCGCUGGAAUAGUGGUGUAGCCACCCUACUAGCGCCCAACAUUCUAUCAAAAAUUCAAACAAUUUUUAGAAGACAAGACUGAGCAACAGAUUACAAUUACAAAGAAAUCCUUUAUUUUAGCUUGUAUUGAAAAUAAUAGUGAUAUACAAAACAUUAUUAUUUUAUUUCUGAAGUAUUAUGUCUAUACUGCAAGAUGCACUAAGAAACCUUUAAACUUGCCCGCUGCAAUAUCACAAAUGAAAUUAUUUUAUGAAACACACAAAUAUAUAGCAUAUAAGAAUGGUGAAAAGAAAAAAAAUGAUACUCAAUGGAACAGAUGGAACUUAAUAUUUACUUAAAACAUGCAUCUCUCUUUUUCUCUCUUUCUCACUAUCUUCUCUCCAUGCACAUAAUGAUAAUUAGAUAUGACUUGUUGUAUUCAGGUACUUUAUUAUGUGUACAAAAACCAAUAAAAAAAAUACAUUAUGAACGUCUGUCUGUCCGUUACAUGUAUUACUUUCGUUGUGUCUUGAUAAAUCGAACAAUUUUGAAGCAAGCUAUUCAUAUUUGAUACAAAGGUAUUUAUCCAUUAAACGAAGACAUGCACAGUCUUUGUUACUUGUAUGUGUAAUAUAUGAGUUAAAUUCUC